This is a messenger RNA of Xiphias gladius (swordfish), 2080 nucleotides long. RefSeq names its product phosphoribosyl pyrophosphate synthetase 1B (gene prps1b). Gene Ontology annotation, cellular component: ribose phosphate diphosphokinase complex; cytoplasm. Gene Ontology annotation, biological process: purine nucleotide biosynthetic process; ribonucleoside monophosphate biosynthetic process; 5-phosphoribose 1-diphosphate biosynthetic process. Gene Ontology annotation, molecular function: magnesium ion binding; ribose phosphate diphosphokinase activity; ATP binding. Bases 32 to 994 code for a protein of 320 amino acids. The record is from RefSeq and is a predicted model, not a curated record. The transcript is spliced from 7 exons. NCBI's taxonomy places the organism in Eukaryota, Metazoa, Chordata, Actinopteri, Istiophoriformes, Xiphiidae.
GGACUGAAGGACAGCCUGGACCGCAACAAAAAUGCCCAAUAUCAAAAUAUUCAGCGGUAGCUCGCAUCCGGACCUGUCUCAGAAAAUAGCAGACCGCCUGGGUCUCGAGCUGGGGAAGGUUGUCACGAAGAAAUUUAGCAACCAAGAAACAUGCGUCGAGAUAGGGGAGAGCGUACGUGGGGAAGACGUCUACAUUGUGCAGAGUGGCUGUGGGGAGAUCAAUGACAAUUUGAUGGAGCUGCUGAUCAUGAUCAACGCCUGCAAGAUUGCCUCGGCCUCCAGAGUCACAGCUGUCAUCCCCUGCUUUCCGUAUGCCCGGCAAGACAAGAAGGACAAGGUGGGGAGCCGCGCUCCUAUUUCUGCCAAGUUGGUGGCCAACAUGUUGUCAGUGUCCGGCGCAGACCACAUAAUUACCAUGGACUUGCACGCCUCACAGAUACAGGGAUUCUUUGAUAUCCCCGUUGAUAACUUGUAUGCAGAGCCAGCCGUGCUGAAAUGGAUCAAAGAGAACAUCCCUGAAUGGAAAAACUGUAUCAUUGUUUCACCUGACGCAGGAGGAGCCAAGAGGGUCACCUCAAUAGCCGACAGGCUGAAUGUGGACUUUGCUCUUAUUCACAAGGAGAGGAAAAAAGCAAAUGAGGUAGACCGCAUGGUUCUCGUCGGAGAUGUGACAGAUCGGGUCGCCAUUCUGGUUGAUGACAUGGCUGACACGUGUGGCACAAUCUGCCAUGCUGCUGACAAACUAAUUUCUGCCGGUGCCACCAAGGUGUAUGCCAUCCUAACCCAUGGCAUCUUCUCUGGCCCAGCUAUCUCACGCAUCAACAAUGCCUGCUUUGAAGCUGUGGUAGUCACUAAUACAAUCCCUCAGGAGGAGAAGAUGAAACAUUGUCCCAAAAUACAGGUUAUUGACAUCUCCAUGAUUCUUGCAGAGGCCAUCCGUAGAACUCACAACGGCGAGUCUGUGUCGUACCUGUUCAGCCAUGUCCCCUUGUAACAAAUGGUUUUUACCAUCAAUAUGUGUCCUGUUACACCAAAUAAGAGAAGAGGGAAAUCCCCAACCCAAUCGCAACCAUUAGCAAAGAUGUUCAGCUAACUGUGGAAAACAAAAAAGAAUGAACUGUCAUGUCUGUUACCAAUGCUGACCCCACUCACAUGAGUUCCUUCCCCCUUUAGCAGUGACCCUGGGGCACCAAAGAAAUGGCAGAUUACCAAUUUAGGCCAGCUUAUUUAUUGUACAUGGAUAAAUAAGAGUUUAUCCACUGUGAACUUUGCCCCCCUUUGUUGACAUCUACAUACAGAGUUUCUCCUGACCAUGACUGACUCCAGGAGUCAUUUCAAUCUGCUGUCAAAGAGCUUGGAUAAAUAUCCCUGGCAGACUCCAGUGGUCAGGAGAAGCAUCUGGCAUAUAAAGCUGUUACAGUGCUUUUUUUUUGUUACUAUGAACGAGUGUAGGUUUUCAUGUCGCUCUUAUAUCCUCAGCUGUUUGAAAGAUUAUAAUGAAGUGAAUGUGUUUUGAACUAGUUUACGGUGCCACUGAAGCUCCACUCAACCAAGAGUGCCUCAACAGUCUGAAAUGAAAUUACUUUUUCCUCCAGAUCCCCCACCCCCCCCACCCCCAACACCAUCUCCAUCCCCCUCUUAUUUUGUUUAUGCUUAGUUUCUCACUGGAUGAAGAGCUUACAUGUGUCUCAUCAGGCUGUAGAAGAUGUUUUGGGAUGUUUCGUUCAACUCUUGAGGUGCCUUCAUUGAGUGGGGUUUGCCCAGUGUCCGGGGUUUGCCCAGUGUCCAGGGUUUACCCUUUGAGGUUCUAUGUUGAAGAUCUUUCUAUAGAGAAGCUGUUUGGUUUUUAGCUUGGGGUCUCUGCAGGCUGGAGCUUCCUUCAGAAAUGUUCACCUGCUUUUUUUUUUGUUUUGUUUUGUUUUGUUUGUUUUGUUUUUGUUUUUUUCUUAAUAUCUGGAGGAAGGAUUUGUCAUCAAUGUGCAUAUUCCAAACCUUUGUGUUUACUUUUUCAGUAGGAUUAAUGUGCCAGUUAUCUGAGGGUGCGUUCUUAAUAAAAUUGAAUAUGCAUAAAAUCUUAAAA